Messenger RNA from Acanthocheilonema viteae, 2148 nucleotides. NCBI's taxonomy places the organism in Eukaryota, Metazoa, Nematoda, Chromadorea, Rhabditida, Onchocercidae. The record is from the annotation of a GenBank genome assembly.
AUGGAUGCUGUGGACAUAAUUGUCCUCACAACUCUUCUCGUUGCAAUUUCCUGUUUCGGAUUGUUCACAGCAUUGCGUGGCGCCAAACAAACAUCCGCUGCUCAGAUUCUACACGGGUCAAACAUAUCUGUACUGACGUCAGCUUUAUCGGUUUGUUCGGGAUUUCUUUCUGCAAUUUCACUCCUUGGAUUUCCUGCAGAGAUCCAUUAUCAAGGAACAAUGAUAUUUUGGUAUGGCCCGAUGUACGUGGUGGCAUUUCCUAUUGCAGCUUAUUGUUUCCUGCCCGUUUUCUAUAAUAUGGAGCUUACAAGCAUAUACGAAGUUGGUAUCUUAUCUGCCAUUAUUGAAAUCAGUAUCAUAAGUCAUUAUCAUUUUUGGUCAGCUGGUGUGCAUGACUUGUUCGCAGAAAAACUUCGGAUCCCUGAGCAUCAUAUGGAUGCAGAACGUGCAUUGAGUAGUUGUAGUGAGACACAGCCUGCGGUACUAUUGGUACACCAACCAAAUGGUGCCUCUAAAAUCCUACGUAGUACUAAGAGACGAAUCGAUUUGAUUUUAUCAGGACAUACGCAUGCUGGACAGUUUUAUAUCGUCUUGCUUUAUGUUAGUGUGGCACUGUAUGCACCAGCACUUGCAUUAUCGACAGUUAUUUCUGUCCCGUUAGCUGUAUCAGUUGUUAUAACGGCAGGUCUUGCCGCUCUUUAUGUGACAUUGGGGGGCGCAAAAGCAAGCAUAUAUACUUCGGCUUUACAAAUGGCACUUAUUUUAGCAAGUCUGGUACUGAUUUUUUCAAUCAGUUUAUAUCACUUCGGUUUUAACAACGUUUUAAAAACUGCUGUUGCUGGAGGUCGUCUGCAGUUACUUGAUUUUCGAAUUGAUCCACGUAUCCGACAUUCGGUUUGGUCAUUGAUGAUUGGUGGUACAGGAAAUAUAUUGUGUCUUUUUGCAGCAAAUCAACUUACAAUACAGCGUUAUAUGGCAAUGAGUUCUCUUCGAUCUGCUCAAUGGGUUAUUCUGCUUAAUAUUCCCUUCAACUGUUUGAUUCUUACGAUGUAUGUUGGUGCAGGACUGAUGAUAUACUAUAAAUAUUUUCAUUGUAACCCCGUUCUUCAAUCAAAAGACCAACUCUUUCCUCGUUUCGUUGUUGAUGAGCUCUCUGCCAUACCCGGAAUUGUUGGUCUUUUUACAGCAGCUGUAUAUAGCGCAGGUUUAAGUACGGCGUCAGCUUCAUACACUGCCCUCGCUUCAGUAUUCAUCGAAGAUGUUAUUAAACAGUUCCAAACUAAGGUGCAAAAACAGGAAUCAAUGAAGCCAAAUUGUAGUAUCUUACUAGCACGAUAUCUACCAUUAUUGUUUUGUUGUUUAUCAGUAGUAAUCGCUUAUCUUUGUAGCGUAAUGAAAACGAUGAUGCUCCAGGUUUCAUUUUCAAUAUUCGGAAUUGCUGGAGGACCCGUGUUGAGUGUCUUUUGCCUGGGCAUGUUUUUCCCAAAAAUUAAGGGACUGGCAGCUUUUACUGCUCAGGUGGCGUCAACAGUAUUCUGCGUUUUCAUUGCUGUUGGUGCAUUGGUAAGUGAUGUAAGACCUGUCGGUUUACCAAUUGAUGAAACUUGUGGGCAAAAUAAUGUCACUUUACAAUUUGUUGAAAAACCGGAGUACGGAAUGGUCCAUCCUUUACUAAGCAAUUCAUGGUUAAUUCAACUAUUUCGUCUUUCUUAUCAAUACUACAGCAUCUCUGCGAUAUUGGUUGCGUUUGUAGUUGCACAUGUUGUUCAGUGCUUUUCAGAAAAUGUUGAAAAUUUACCAGUGGAAGCGAGACUGCUAUCACCUUUAUUUUGGUCAGCACAUGACCAAAAGGUAUUGUCAGUUUUCACAGCUGCGGAACUAUGUUGGACUACGCUUCUGGAACAGGAAAGAAUGACGAAAUCCCGUUGGGAAAUGUCAGAUAAGACAAAGUCUGUAUUAGGUAGCGAUGGUAGUCGUAACGACGUUCCAUCCGUAUUUUGUCAAAGAAAGAAUCAGAAAAAGGAGAGUUUUCUCAAAUUGUCAUUCAACAAUAGCGCUACACUCGGUGACAAAAGCGAAGGUGACGUGGGUGUUGUUGAUUAUAACGGAUAUUUUGUCAGCAACUGCCGUUACGUUGACGGGGCAUGA